CCAUGCGCUCUCUCGCGCUGUGUCUGUGGCUCGCGCUCCUGUGCGCGUUUCUCCGCUGCGCCGCCUCCGAGUUCUCCUCCUCCAAAUCCGACCUGGAGUACGAGUUCGGAGAUUACCGGGGCAAAUGGUGCAUCGACGAUCACGGCUUCGUGUAUAACAUCGGCGAGGUUUAUUACCCAGGGCGCACCGCGUGCCCGUGCACCUGCACGGAGGACGGACCGGUGUGCGUGCGACCCAAGUGCCCGCGCAUACACCCGCGCUGCACGCGCAUCAAGUACAAGUCGUGCUGUCCGGUGUGUGAGGCCAUCAGCAAGGUGUGUGUGUACGGAGGCAAAACAUACCGGCUGUUCGAGGAGUUCAGGUUAUCUCGGUGUGAGCGGUGUCGCUGUGAGCCCAGUGGUGAAGUGUACUGCAGCAUAUCAGACUGUCCGGCUCUGCACUGUGUAAACCCAACAUAUGAACCCAAACAUUGCUGCCCUGUGUGUAAGAGCGGUCCAAACUGCUUCGCGGGGAACCGCAUCAUUCCAGCCGGGGAGCGGGUGGAGGUGGACGAUUGGACUGUCUGUUUCUGUACCUACAGAGACGGAUCCUGGCAAACGCACCCGCACGCCACGUGCGAACAGCGCCAGCGGCCAGACGAAGACGUGUUCAAGCAGAUGGAGGAGCAGGAGAUGGAGAGAGAGAGGGAGAGAGAGAGGGAGAGAGCGAGGCAGAGAGAUAGAGAACGCUUGCCCAGGUUGGAUGCCAUCCCAUGAUGGCUUGAGCGUCCACGGCCUGGAGAAACACAACCUGCGAUGUACCGAGUGCCAACGUUGACCUCUUCCACCCCCUCCAGACCCAAGACAUCCGGUUCAAAACACUUGCAUUCUGGGAUACAUCUUACAUGUACAUGCCCGGGACACAUACUGUGACAUGCUAAAAAUGGUUUAAUGAAUCCAAACUCGAGUAGUUUAUUAAAAAGUCAACGUAAAAUAUGUGAUAAAAGUCAGAUGAAUGCCAGAUGAACUCACUGAUCAGACCCGUCCAAGUGUGUGAGACAUGUCCAAGCGUGUGACCUAAUAUACUCUAUAACUUUCACUCGCUAGGUCUGUCAGACUCCAAGUGACUGUUCAAGUGACUGGUGUAGGUGAAGAUUAGCCCCGCCCACUUUACAUUAAACGGUUAGCAAUUGUAGUGAAGAGCACGUGGACACUGGAAAGUCAUCAGUUAUUCAGACGUUAUAUUGUGUGAGAGAGAAAUGUAUCCUACGUUACAAAGAGCCCCUUACAUUUGGAUGACUUUGAUAACUUGGAAAUUCAUUUGCCAAGAAGUAUCAAUAAAACAACACUUUAUUACUCAACCUUUUGACCUUUUCUUUGUUUCGUAGAGCCAGUACAACAAUGCUAGCUAAUUUCAUUGAAUAGUCGAGUGAAGAGUGUCUACAUAUUCUCUCUUACACCUGAAAACUGCUGUCUUCUUCUUCACAGGGACUGACACGGGAUGAAUUUGCAUGUUGUAAAUAUUUUUUGACAUUUUGUCCUCACAAAUUUCGGACUUUAAAACCAGAAGAAUCAUAAAAUCUAUAGUAAGGUCCCCACUCGAACCUACUACCUAACUUCUUACACUAUAGUCAGCGUAAAUGUUAUUUUCUGUAACAUUCUAUUGGACAAAGAUUUAAUUAGUCUUUUUUUUUUUUUAAUUUCGUUAAAGCAUGUCAAGGAAAUAUGAGUUAAAAUGAAUAUUUUCUUAUAGUUUGCUAUUCCACAACAGUGAAGUGAUUCUAUCUGGAGCUUCAAAUAUACGAAAUUCAUAUUCAGACACUUUUUUUUGUCAGCUUUCAAGCUCCACAGUUUUAAAUAUAAAGAUUAUAAGAAAAUAUACAAACUAUACCAAACAACAUGAUAACACAGUACACAGCCAUACACUUGAACACUGCAUAGGUUGCCAUAGUUACAAGCAGUGCCUGAGUAUUUUAACAUGCUAUGUAGUUAGUGCAGUAAAUAACAAAAAACAAAACAAAACAAAAAAACAACAACAACGCCAAUAGUGACAAUUUAGAAUGAUAGAAAACUGAGUUGUAUGAAUUCUUCCAUAUUUUUGGGAAUUUAUUGUACUGUUUAUUAUUCUCUUCCACUCAUAGCUAGCAAAGCAUUCAUGCUUAGCCUGUGUGGUUUUUAUAUGUCGUGUAAAACCAUUUUUGUUUCACUUUUAAACCUUUAAAAACGCAUUUAGCCAUCUGGACCUUUAUGCAGUACAGAUUAAAGUGAAAACUGCAUCGCGAAUGAUUAAUAUUAA
Messenger RNA from Ictalurus furcatus (blue catfish), 2274 nucleotides. Its product is annotated as von Willebrand factor C domain-containing protein 2-like. Lineage: Eukaryota; Metazoa; Chordata; Actinopteri; Siluriformes; Ictaluridae. The record is from RefSeq and is a predicted model, not a curated record. Gene Ontology annotation, cellular component: AMPA glutamate receptor complex. Bases 3 to 755 code for a protein of 250 amino acids. Gene Ontology annotation, biological process: negative regulation of BMP signaling pathway. Gene Ontology annotation, molecular function: protein binding. The transcript is spliced from 3 exons.